Molecule: messenger RNA, 7893 nt
Organism: Closterium sp. Yama58-4
Lineage: Eukaryota; Viridiplantae; Streptophyta; Zygnematophyceae; Desmidiales; Closteriaceae
Source: the annotation of a GenBank genome assembly
AUGGUAGCGAACCUCACGGAGCCCUUGCGGCCGCUCAUGCUGCAAGGCUCCAUGUUCAAAGGGCUGCGAGGACGCGUCAAGGAGAAGUUCGAGUUCCGCUUUAGGUUCCACGCCACUCGUAUCCCGCUAUCAGGCUACGACCAGCUGUGCGUGUCGGUGAUCUCGUGCGACUCGGGGCGCACGGAGGCGCAGACGACCAAGUCGGCGGUGCGCAACGGCAUAUGCCAGUGGCCCGAGACGGUCACACACGUCGUCAAGAUCGCGCGCAACCCCAAGACUAAGGCGUACGAGCCCAAGGCGUACCGCUUCGUCGUCUCCACCGGCGGCACGUGGGGCACGGUGUUGGGCGAGGCGACGUUGAACCUCGUGGACUUCAUCAAGUAUCGCCAGCUCGACCAGCGCGCGCUGCCGCUCGCCGCUGGCUCCGUCCUCCACGCUACGUUGCAAAGUUUCCCUCUAGACCCGCGGGAGGAGGAAGAGACUCCAGACGAGCAAACCCCGGCCGGCAGCACACAGGCGGAGGGGGACGAAGGCGACUAUUGCUAUGACGAUGAGUUCUACGGCGAUGACGCGGAUCCCGCAGGUGACGACGCGCGCAAGGCGGAGCCUGCGGCGCCCGCGCCCCAGGGGGAAGGUGUGGAGAAAGAAGCGGGUGGAGAGCAGCCCAGCGCCGCGCAGCAGAGCGCCGCACAGCCCAGUGCCGUGCAACCGAGUUCCGCGCCAUCGGCGGAACAGCUUCCGGAGGCGGUGGCUGGCGGAAGCAGCAGCAGCAGCGCCGAUGCAGGCGCGGUUGACCCCGCGCCAGCGGCGGCAGAAGCGGAACCUUCCGACAACGCGGUUGAGGCGCAGCAGCAGGCGGCGGUGGCGGACAAGGAGGCGGUGUCGUCUUGCGGCGCGACUGAGGGGAGCUCCGCGGAGAGCGCGGACGGCACCAGCGUUGCCAGCGCCAGCAGCAGCAGCGCGCCCAGCGAGGGAGGCGCCAGCAGCAGCAGCGGCAGCAGCAGCGCCAGUAGCGGCGCUGGAGGGAGCUCUGGCCCGAGUGCCAGCAGCAGCAACAACAGCAGCAACAGCAGCAGCAGUGGCAGCGGCAGCACGGCGGGCAAGGCGGCGAGCUUCAUCUACCGCCUGGCGAACGUGCCUGUUGCGUCCAUGAAGCUCCCCGAUCAUCGCCCCAAGGCGCGUGGCAAGCCCACCGACACCACCGAUACUUCCGCCACCACGCCUGCUUCAACCGCUCCCAUCCCCGCCAGCAUCAGCAGCAGCGGUGGCAGCGGCGGGGGAGUGGUCGCCACCGCCUCCGCUGCUGGCGCAGCCGCCGCGAAGCUCUUCCGCCGCUCCGCGUCCCUCAUGGAAGGGGUUGGCGCGGGGAAGGGCGCCUCCUCUCCCGCCGCGACGGGCGUUGCAGGCGCUACCGUGGGCGGAGAGAGCAGCGCAAAGGCGGCUGAAACCGCCGCCGACCCCGCAAAGGGAGACGGAGGGGACGCCCCAACCCCUGCUCCCGCUGCCGGCGCUGCUGGCGCGGCGUUGGUCGCUAGCCCUGCCAUGAGCGCCUCCCCUGCUCUUGCGCCCAUGAAAUCUCCCCCUUCCGCCCGCACCCGCUCCGGCUUCUUCUCCUUCGAUCGAUCCCCCGCCACCUCCGCAGCCGCCAGGGGCUCCCCUGCCGCGGGCUCUCUCCCUCCGCCCAUCGCGCUCCCCGCCGCCGCUUCCCCCGCGCCCGCGAGCAGCAAGGCCGCGGAGCCUGCCGCGGCGGUCGCGGAUAGCACAGUGGGGGAGGACGAAGAGCUUCCGCCGCUAGUGUCGUUCUCGGGGGAGCUCCGCCGGCCGCCGAACCCCGCGCUGGUGGGGGACCCGUAUCACCGCAGCGUGGCGAGCGGACCCAUGGAGCCUCAGCACGGGGAACUUGGGGGGGGUUGGAGCGCACAAGGACCAGUCUCCUGGGCUCAAACCCGCGGGAAUGCGCGGAGUCGGGCUGAAGCUCUUCCCCCUUCCUCCCCGAAUCUGCCUCCACUUCCCGCAAGCGCCAUGUCCCCCACUACCUGCCUUCUUUCCGCCUCAGCCGCGCCAGAGCCUUCCGCGGGGCUCCCCGCAAACCUGGGCGGCGCAGGAGCAGGUACGGGGGGCCGGUUCGGCGCCUUCCGGACCCCGCUCCGCAGUCUGAGCGGCGGAGUGGGGAACGACGGGGGGAACCUGCUGCGCCAUUCGAUGUCGGACGUGCUCAUGGAGGCCGCCCGCGCGGGCGUGGGCGGACCAGGCGGAAAAGGAGGCGCAGACGCGGCGGGGGGAGCGGGAGUGGGCGGGCAGCACGAGCGCGGAAUCAGCGUCAGCGCGUCCACCUCAGCGCUCUUCCUCCCCGGAACCGGCAUUCGACCCGGUUUCGCCGCCGCGCUCGGUGGCGUGCCUUCCGCGGCCUCAGGUGCGCCAGGUGCGCUGGCGGCUCGAGAGCGCGGAAGGAGCAGCAGCGGCGGGGCCGGAGAGCUCCAGGCGGACCUGGUGGCGGCGGAGGCGGCGAUCGAGGGGCUUCAGCGCGACUGCACGGCGCAGCAGCAGACGUCGCGCGCGCUGCUGCGCGAGGUGGAGGCGCUACGCGCGCAGCUGGCGGAGUCGCUGGUGGCGGACCGAGCGGCGGAGGCGCAGCUGGCGGCGGUGAUGAGCGAGCGCGACGCGCUGGCGAAGCAGGUGGCGAUUCUGAAGGUGGCGCAGAGCGAAGCGGAAGCGGCGGGAGGCGCGGGGGUCGGCGGAGGCACGUCGGUCCUGAUGGUGAUGCGCGACCUGGAGUACCACACAGAGCUGAACGCGCAACUCAAGUCGGAAGUGGAAAUGCUCUCGUCCGCCAAUGAGGAGCUGGCCAAGGCGCUGCAGCGCGCGGAAGCGGACGCGGACAAGUACCGGCGGGACGCGCAGGACCUGUACGAGCGCGAGCAGGCGCGCGAGCAGGCGGGCAAGCGCGCGCAGCGGCAGACGGACGAGCGCGAGGCGGAGUGGCGCGAGCGCAUGCGCAAGCUUGAGGCGGACUGGAGGGAGCGCAUGCGCAAGGCGGUCGACGCGCACAACCAGCUCGAGGCGCGCCUGGCACAGCUGGAGGGCGACUGGCGCGCGGAUUCUGGGAGAGGCGCUGGGCGGAGCUUCGCGGAGGGACCAUCGGGAACAGGAGGAGGGGCGGGUGGCGUGGAGGGCGGAGAGGCAGGGACGGGCGCGGAAGGGGCUGCGGCGGCUGCAGUUAGCGGAUGCGCUGGCGCGGAUGAUGCUGACGGUGCCACCGCGACGCGCUCCCCAGGCCUGUUCCCUCCUGCUGCGUCUGCUGCCGCACCUUCCUCCAGCAGUACUAUUCCCGCUUCUCUCAUCACUACUAGCGCGCUGUGCGGCCCGCCGUUGCCGCUCCCUCCGGCCGCGGCGGCAGCGGAGUGCGAGUCGAGCCGCAUGGAGCAGCUGCAGCAGAAACUGGCGGAGGCGGAGAAGGAGGCGCAGGAGCUGACGGCGGAGAGCCUGGAGCUGGCGGCGAGUUUGACGGCGGCGAAGCGCGACGCGGAGAGCAAGGAGGCGCGGAUCAAGGAGCUGGAAGGCGCGAUGGAGGAAAUUAUCCGCGCCACGGGGGUGGAACCCGCGGAACCGGCGGAAACGGCGGAACCGGCGGAGUCAGCGGACUCCGCCGAGGGAGGGGGCUUGGGGAGCAAUGGCGCUGGUUCUGGUGCUGGCGGUGCUGGUGGUGGUGCGGAUGGGGGGAGGAAGCUGGGUGGAGGCGGCCUGGUGGGCAAGUGGAAGGAGCUGCGCGCGAAGAAGCAGCAGCGUGAGCAGGAGAGCAUCGCGCGGCUCAAUGCUCACGUGGCGGAGCUCAGCGAUGAGCUGGACAAGCGCAAGGCCGACGUCAUCAACGCGUCUGCUGAGGUGGAGCGGCUGCGCGGAUGCCUGGCGGCUGCGGAGGCGUCCGCCGCGAAGGUGGUAGCGGAGGCGGAGGAGGAGGCGGCGGCGCUGCGGGCGGAAGCCGCUAGGCUGCAGCGGGAGGCGGAGAGGGCGGCGGAACAGCGCGCGGAGCUGGAGAGCGAGGUGGCUGCGCGGGGGAGCCAGCUCGCGGCGCUGCAGCGGCGGUGCGAGGCGGCGGAUGAGGAGCGGCAGCAGCUGGCUGUGCGCAUGGCGGAGGAGGUGAGCAUGCGGGAGCGCGCGGAGGAGUCCGCCGCCUCCCUGGCGGCGCAGCUGCACCUGCUGGCGGAAGAAGCGGAGGAGGCGGAGGAGGCGGCGGAAGCAGUGGCCGUGGCGGCGACAGCCGCCGUGGCGGCGGCGAACGCGGCGGAUUCAGGCUCGGGAGCAGCAGGAGGAGGAGCAGCGGGAGCAGCGGCGGGUAAGGCGCUGCUGCCCAAGGGGCUGGUGGGCGCGGCGAAGAAGUUCAAAGGGCAGGUAGAUGCGGCGGUGCGCGUGGAAGAGCUGGAGUUGCAGCUCGCGUCGCUGCGCGAGCUGCUGCAGGAGGCGACGGCAGCGCAGGUCAAGGCGGCGCGCGAGUCGGCGGCGGAAGGCGCGCGCAGCAAGGAGGUGGAGCAGCUGCAGGAGGAGGUGGCGGUGUGGCGCGUGCGCGCGGAGGGGCUCGAGCGGGACCUGCGCGUGCUGGAGGCGGAGAAGCGCACGCGCGAGGGGCGCAUUUCGGAGCUGGGGCGCGAGGCGGGGGAGGCGCGCAUGCGCGCCAAGGCGGCGGAGGAGGAGAUGGGGCGGCUGGCGGCGCGCGUGAGCAUCGCGACGGCGCGCGCGGCGGCGCAGGAGGUGGAGGUGCGGGAGAGCCGCGAGAGCAAAGCGGCGGCGGUGGGCAUGGUGCAGCAGCUCGAGGAGGCGCUCCGGCGCGCGGGCAGCGAGCGGGCGCGCGCGGAAGCGGAGCUGGGGGAAGCGGUCGCCGCCAGAGCCGCGAUGGAGCAGCAGGUCGCGGCGCUGGAGGCGCGCGUGGAGGAGCUGAACGGGGCCGCGGAGGGCCGCGGGCGCAGCGCGGCGGACGCGGCGGCGGUGGUAGCGGAGGCGCAGCGCGACGCGGAGCUGGAGCGCGAGGGCAGGCGCGCGGCGGAGGAGAAGGCGGCGGCGAUGGAAGCCCUCCGCGGACGCCUGCAGGAAACAGUGCGGCGCGAGGAGGAGCUGCGGCAGGCAGCAGCGGACCGCGCGGAAAUGCUAGAAGGCGAGCUGCGCAGCGUGCGCGAGCGCGCGGCGCGCGAGGCGGGGGAGAUGCGCGACAUGGAGCGGAAGCUGUUCCAGCGACUGGAGCAGGUGCUGGCGGAGAAGGAGGAGGGCGUGGUGCGAGUGACGCGACUGGAAGAGGCCGUGAAGAGAGAGCGCGCAGAGAAAGAGGCUGCCACGGAGCAGCUUCAGACGGAGGUGCUGGUGCUGAAGGAGCAGCUGCAGGCGCUGCUGGGCGGGCGCAGCGGGAUCGAGCGCACGGCGGCUGCGCUCGCGGAGGAGCAGGCGGCGCGCGUGGCGCUGGAGGGGCGGCUGCGCGCGGCGGAGGCGGGCGCGGUGGCGGCGGAGGCGCGGUGGGAGGGGGAGGUCCGGGAGCUGGAGGGGAAAGUGCAGAGCCUGCAGGCGGAACGCACACAGUGGCGCGCGCGUGAGGUGGGACUAGCAGCAGAGCUGGAAGUAGCCCGCGGGGAAGCGGUACUCCUGCAGGAACUCUCCUUUGAAGUGCAGCGGCUGAAGGAGGAGAAGGCGGCGAUUGAGAAUCUGCUGGGGGAGGCACGGGGCGUGAAUGAGGCGCUGGAGAGGGCGAUGCUGGCUGCUGAGAGGGAGAAGAGGGGACUGGCGAGCCAUGCUGCAGUGCUGAGUGAGAAAGCACGGGAGUGCGACCGCAUGCGCCUGCAGCAGCAGGCUGACCUGCUCGUGCAAGGCGUGGCUGCUGCUGCUGCUGCUGCCGCUGCUGAUGGGGAGACAGGUAAAGGAGGAGAGGCAGGUGGUGAGGAAGGAACCGGUGCUGCACCUGGGGCGGGAGGUGCGGCGAGUGGUGGGCUGGUGGAUAGGAAGCAGGCGGAGCAGUUCUUGGAGUCUCUGCACCUUAAAGUUGAGGAGCUGGAGAGGCAGGUGGAGGAGGGUGCACUGCUGGCCACAGAGUUGGAAAAUGCUAAGGCAGAGGUCGCCGCCAAGCAGGCGGAGAUUGCUGCAAAGCAGGCCGAGGUGGUGGUGAAACAGGCGGAGGUGGAGGAGAGGGAGAGGCGGAUCAAGGACCUGGAGGUGCGCAUAGCCGAGGUUCAAGCCGAAGCAGAGAGGCAGAAGGCGGAGUGGCGGCUGAAGCAGGAGGCGGCAGAGGAGGUAGUGGCAGCAAAGAUGGAAGGGCAGGCAGCAGCAGAGCGGCGCAUAGGGGAGAUGCGCGUGCAGGUGGUGGAGCUAGAGGCAGAGGUGGAGAGACUGCAGGUCGAGGCUGCUGCUGCCACCGCUGCUGCAGAGGCCGCGGCGUCGGCGGCAGAGGCGGCGGCUGCGGCGCUGCAGCAGCAGCAGAAUGGGAAUCUUGCGGCGCUGCUGGGUGCUGCUUCCAGUGCCGCUGCUGCUGCUGCUGCGUCUGGCAAGGCCAGCCCUGGUGCUGCUGGUGGUAGCAGCAGUAGCGGCGGUGGUGGAGGGAGUCCGAGCUACAGCAGCAGCGGCAGCAGUGGCGGUGGCGGAAGCGCCGUGCGGCGAAAGGCGAGCAAGGAGCCAGCAUCCCCAUCGCUGCCUGCACCUGAUCGCACCACUGUCACUCGCAAGGUGGUUGUCGUGCGCCGUGUGCAGUCCAACCGUGACUCCUCUGCUGCCACCACCACCACCACCUCCUCCUCCUCUUCUUCUUCCACCUCUACAGCUCCCAGGCUGCCCUCCCCCAGUGCAUCAUCCACCCCUGCGUCCUCCCUCCCCUCCACCCCCCGCAUUUCCAAGUCUGCCUCGGCGUCCUCUGCUCGUCCCGCCAGUCCACGCGCUGCUAGCCCCAGUAACAUCCCCAUUCCCAGUGCUGCUUCUGCUGCUGGCACAGCAGCCAGUGACAAGGCUGAAAAGGGUACAGAGGGGCCUCCAGCAGCAAGGGGUGGCAGCCCUCGCAGUGGCAUUCGCCCUCCCAGUGUUGUGGUCUCAGGAAAAACCAGGGUUGCAAGCACCACCAGCACCAACAUUCCAUCGGUGACAGCUACUGCCGGCGAGGGAGCUGUGGGAAGUGGAAUCACACGUGUCAGUCGAGCCACAGCCAAGGCUCGCUCCCCUAGCAGUCAAAGCCCCUCUGCAUCUCUCAACUCAGCUUUCAACAACGUGGCAGCCGUGAUAAGUUAUUAUUGGAGCCACUGGAACGACGAGAGAGAACCGGAGCUCAGGGAUAUGCCAUAUGCCCUUAUAUUCGCCUUCGCUCUUCCCAUUGCUCGAUAUAUUCUGGACAAGUCCGUUUUCGAGAUCUUGGGGAAAAAGUUCGUCCGUAGCAAAGCUAUUUGGACAAAGGAUGUCUCGUUCACAUCAGAUAAGGGUUCUGCGGCUGCUAUUGACAGGGAAGCCCUGUUGAAAACUCGGCGCAAAUACAAGGAGUCGCUGUGGAAAAUUGCGUACUAUCUAUCGUCAUGUAUCUUCUGCUACUUUGUGACGUCUGGAGAGCCCUGGCUCACAGACACGAAGUACUACUGGAUCGGCCCUGGUUCGAAAGUUUGGCCAGAUCAAACAGCAAAGCUGAAGGCCAAGGUCCUGUUUGGCUACUUCGCGGGAUUUUACAUUUAUAGCAUUUUCGCCAUUCUUUUCUGGGAGACCCGACGAAAGGACUGGCUUGUGCAUCUGAUCCAUCAUAUAUGUUGCGUGACCAUGUCGAUUGUCUGCUAUCACUUCAGAGUAUUCCGAAUGGCCCCUGCAGUCAUAGGACUUCACGAUAUAAGCGACGUGCUGCUCGAGGUUGUGGUGGUUUCCGCGAAACGUCUUGUACAGCUUCUGUUUUGA